UCUCGCUUCAGGUCCAAGAGGACGCGGCUGCCUCUGUCCGCCUCCUGCCCGGACGGAAGGCCCGACGGACAGACGCCGGGACACCUGGAGCCCUGGUCCCCUUCCCGUCCAGCUGCGCCCUCGGACCAGCCAAGAUGCCGCUGGGACUUCGAGGCAAGAAGAAAGCCAGGUCCAAGGACUUGUCCAAAUUGAUGGAGGGCGAGCCGGUGGCCCAGAGCUCUGGGAGGGCCGAGUCCCUGCCCUUGGAGCUCCAGCCCAAGCCCAGGCUGGUGUUCCACACGCAGCUGGCACACGGCAGCGCCACGGGCCAAGUGGAGGGCUUCUCCACCAUCCACGAGCUCUACGCUAAGAUCGCGCAGGCGUUCGACAUCUUGCCCUCCGAGAUCCUGUACUGUACUUUAAGCACUCCCAAGAUUGACAUGGAGAGACUCUUAGGAGCACAGAUCGGUCUGGAAGAUUUAAUAUUUGCUCAUGUGAAAGGAAUUGAGAAAGAAGUGAACGUGUAUAAAUCGGAGGAUGCCCUUGGCCUCACCAUCACAGACAAUGGCGUUGGCUAUGCUUUUAUAAAGAAGAUUAAAUGUGGCAGCCUGAUGGACUCCGUGAAGACCGUCUGUGUGGGGGAUCACAUCGAAGAGAUAAACGGACAAAACAUCGUUGGUUGGCGGCACUACGAAGUGGCGAAGAUGCUCAAAGAGCUCAAGAAAGAACAGUCAUUUGCGCUGAAGUUAAUAGAGCCCAAGAAGGCUCUCGACAUACAGCCAAGGUCAGGGGCUGGGAAGACAAAAGAAGGAAAAAUCACCUCUGGCAAGGGAACCCUACGGCUGAGAUCCAAAGGUCCCGCCACUGUGGAAGAGCUGCCUUCUGAGACAGUCCAAAAGGCCAUUGAGAAGGUGGAUUAUCUUCUGGAGUCAUACAUGGGGAUCCGAGACCUUCAGCUGGCUACAACAAUAUUUGAAGCUGGAAAAGACAAGUUGAAUCCGGAUGAAUUUGCUGUAGCACUAGAUGAGGCUCUUGGAGACUUCGCAUUUCCAGACGAGUUUGUCUUUGAUGUAUGGGGUGCCAUUGGUGAUGCCAAGCAAGGGCGAAUACAGUGAGGCGGGAUGCUUUGCUUUGGAAGGCCUCUACUGAGUAGAAGCUCCAACUCUCAUUUCUUGAAACAACAUCAACAACGCUUAUGUAGGAUGAGGUUUCUGAUGCUCUUGUGAACACCAUCUGGUUGGAUGGGAUGUGUGUAUUUGUGUCACUUACUCCUAAUGAAAAAGUAAACAACCCAGACUCAUUGCCCUGGUUUCUGGGCAAUUUUUACAGAACAGCUAUGUGUUGUGAAUGUGUGCUAAAUAUUAUCACUGGAGGGGCAGCUAGGUGGCACAGUGGAUAGAGCACCAGCCCUGGAUUCAGGAGGACCUGAGUUCAAAUACGGCUUCAGACACUUGACACUUACUAGCUGUGUGACCCUGGGCAAGUCACUUAACCCCAAUUGCCUCACCAAAAAAAAAAAAAAUUAUUGCUGGAAACAUUAGCUCAGUGUGUUCACGGAUGUGGAUACCCCCAGCUUUCCUAUUUCCCACAGUGGACGCAUGGCUUUUUGUUCUUUCUGCAUAACUCUUUUGCAGAAUUUUAAACUGUGCAAGGAAAUUUUGGGGUUCAAAUUUUGGGAUUUUUUAAAGCAUUCAAAUCGCUUCUCUUUCUAUUCUUAGGUAAAGCUGAGAUAAUUGGGGGAUAAAAGAGGCUCUGGAAAGGCCCCUAGCAGGCAGACACAUUGCUUUUGAAUUACUAGGGGAUAGAAGAAGGCCACUAAUCUCUCUGGGCCCUCAUUGUCAUGUCUCAAACUAGGGAAUGUUCUUUCCUUGGUGUUUCUUCUUCCCAGGUGUUCUUGUAUAGUUCAAUUGAAUCCAGUGAUUAUGCGAACAAUAAUUCCCUAGGGAGUAGGUGAUAUUUUUUGGUUUAUUUUUUGUUAUUUGUUGGUUAAUAAUGAUUACUAUGUUCCAGGGACUUUACAAUUAUUAUCUCAUUUGAUUCUCAUAACCAC
This is a messenger RNA of Dromiciops gliroides (monito del monte), 2029 nucleotides long. RefSeq names its product GIPC PDZ domain containing family member 2 (gene GIPC2). Gene Ontology annotation, molecular function: protein binding. NCBI's taxonomy places the organism in Eukaryota, Metazoa, Chordata, Mammalia, Microbiotheria, Microbiotheriidae. The record is from RefSeq and is a predicted model, not a curated record. Bases 135 to 1094 code for a protein of 319 amino acids. The transcript has 6 exons.